This is a messenger RNA of Rhineura floridana, 2905 nucleotides long. It is a transcript of the gene SMYD4, whose product is annotated as SET and MYND domain containing 4. Bases 16 to 2739 code for a protein of 907 amino acids. Gene Ontology annotation, molecular function: protein binding. The transcript has 12 exons. The record is from RefSeq and is a predicted model, not a curated record. NCBI's taxonomy places the organism in Eukaryota, Metazoa, Chordata, Lepidosauria, Squamata, Rhineuridae.
AGCCCAGGGCCGGAGAUGGCGGAGACGCUGCUGACGGUGUGCUGGCGUUGCAGCAGCCGCUUUCCCUACGCGCUGAGGCAGAGCGGGACGGCAGGCCGCGCGCGAGAGACCGUGAUGACGCAGCGCCAGCCCCGCCCGCGCCCUCGCCACGUGCCGUUGCCAGGGAUUGGGAUUGGCCGAAGGGGCGCCGUGAGGGCGGAAGCGGUGCUCCACAGCCGCCUCCCUGCUUCACCCCUAGUACCGCCGCAGCCGCUUGGGCUCUCCUCACGCUUUCGCGCCUUUCCCCCGCUGAGACUCUGGGGGCCCUGCCCACUUUCCCCCUCACAACAUCCCUGUGAGCUUAUCAUGGACCUACCUGUGGAAAAAUGGAAGCUUUACAUUAGUGAGAAACUCACUUCACUGGAGCUGUUGAUGGAGAAGCUACACCAUUCCAUGUCACUGAGGGACACCUUUCUUCAUUCUUUGACUCUUCUCUGUCCUGAAGAUGAAGAGUAUUUGCUCAGCCUGUCCAGGUACUAUUGUGUGAAGAAAGAUCUUCAGAUGGCUCUGUCCUGCAAGGAGGAAGGGAACAAAAAGUUUCGAAAAAGGGAGUACAGAACAGCAGCAGCGCUAUAUUCCAGGGCGCUCUCCCACGCAGAGGGCGGCAGUCCAGAAAUGGCAAUGUGUUAUGCCAACCGCUCCGCAGCUCUUUUUCAUCUGGGGCAGUUCGAGGCUUGUUUGGAGGACAUUAGGAGGGCACAGGUACAGGGCUACCCAGAAGGAUUGCUCCCCAAGCUUUUGCUGCGGAAAGCCGAAUGCCUCCUUUCUCUGGGUCGAUUUCAGGAGAUGGCAGAGGCCCUCGACAGCGUGGAGGAGAAAAUAUCCUCAGACAAGAAUCUGGAAGCUGUCAGCCACAAGAUGCUGCUUAGUAAAUUCAGUCAGCUGAAAGUCGAAGCCUGCAAGGAGAACAGCAGCUUGCUCUGUCGGCCUGCUCUGUCUGACAGGACCCAGAAGGACUUGGAGCCCUGGGAGGAAAAUGUCAGGAUCUCAUGUGCCUCUGCAUCUGUGAGCUUGAACUUUUCUACAUGCAAAGGGCGCCAUUUAGUUGCAGCUGAGGAUGUCCUCCCUGGCGAAAUCUUAGUGAGGGAAGAGGCAUUUGUCAGUGUGCUAUGUCCAGGGGAAAGCUUCUUGCUUCGUGGCAGUAGGGAGGCCAUGUUGCACGGGCAGCUGGCUAAUGGAGAUCUUCACUGCCACCAUUGCUUAAGGCAGGUGCUAGCGUCUGUUUCCUGCCAGGGGUGCAGCUAUGCUAACUACUGCAGCGAUACAUGUGCCCAGCUUGCGUGGAAGAGCUAUCACAAGGUAGAGUGCUCCCUUGGGGGGCUGCUGCUCACCUUGGGAGUCUUCUGCCACAUCGCCUUGAGAUCAGUUCUGGUGGCAGGCUUUGCAGAGGUCAGCACUUUAAUACAGCAGUCUCACGGAGAGGAUGUUGUGGUGGAGUCUGUUGCUGAAGCGCCGGCUUCCAGGACUGUUGCGGAGGGAAACUUGGCCCACUGUAUUCCUGGCUGCGACGCUGAUGGGCAGUACAGCAGUUCCUACCGAACCGUCUUCAGCCUUUUGCCACAUGCUGAAAAACACAGUCUUGAACUCAGGCUCCUCUGCAGCCUGAGUGUUGCAGCCUUGUGCAAGGGACUCGGAGAUGCUGGUCUGGAGACUUUGGUUUCAGAGAAGAGGACAUCCAAGAGCCAGGAAGAACCAAAAGCUGGCCAAACGUCUCCUGAGCUGGAAGUCUUGGGGGAGGCCAUGCUGAGGCAUAUGUUGCAGUUGCAGUGCAACGCACAGGCAGUGUCUGCACUCUGCUCAUCAGGGCCUGAAAAUGGGCCAGUUGCUAGCAGCGAGCAGGUGCGCCUGGCCACUGCGUUCUUCCCUGUGGUCAGCCUCUUGAACCAUUCCUGUGAGCCAAACACCAGUGUGACUUUCAGCGGCAGAACCGCAGAGGUCAGGGCUUUGCAGUCAGUGCCAAGAGGACAGGAGAUUCUCCACUGCUAUGGGCCUCACAUGUGCAGGAUGGGGGCUGCUGAAAGGCGCAAGCGUCUCCUUUCCCAAUAUUUCUUUGAAUGUCGGUGUCGGCCCUGCUCAGAGGAGCUGCAGCCCAGUUCCAGGAAGAGAGUGUCCUCCCAGCACAGCCUCUUCUGUUGCCCUGCCUGUCACAAUCCCAUGCGGGGGGAUGGGCUCCUCCAUUGUUCCAGCGAGGCCUGCAAAGUGCUAGUUCCCGAGGAUCACUUCCAGCCUCAGCUCUGUGACCUUCGGCUGCAAACUGAGGCAGCCUUGGAGCUUCUGGAGGGUGGCAAGCCAGGUCGGUCAGUGGAGCUGCUGCUGGAAUGCAGGCUGGAUGCUGAGAGAUUCCUCUCUCCAGCACACGUGAUGGUGGGCGAGAUUGAGGAUAAUCUGGCCCAGGCGUAUGCGAUCCUGGGGAAGUGGCAGGAAGCAGCAGGGCACCUGCGCAAAAGCAUCCAGAGUGUAGAAGCCCGUUAUGGGCCCUCCAGCAUAGAAGUGGGUCAGGAGCUCCUCAAACUGGCACAAAUCCUCUUCAAUGGGCGUGCUGCAUCAGAAGCCCUGCAAAUCAUUCAGAAGGCUGAAAUGGUUUUGUCUGUGCACUUUGGCACCCGGAGCGCCCAGCUCCAAGAGCUGCAAGACAUGAAAGUCUGCCUGGAGGACCUGCUCGGAGGAGUCUCUGUUGCCGCGGCACCUAAGAUGUUGUAAGUGGAAAACAUGCUGGCUCUCCUGGUUAGUCUGAUGUUCGGCAUUAUUAACCUUGGUGGGGGAUGAAGCCUGAAUGAUGAUGGGACAGACAUGCCCCUUGUGCCUUGUGAGGCCAGCAAGAGCAAUGUGUGAUGUUGCCGCACUUAAUUAAACCCUCAUGAUCUUU